Vanderwaltozyma polyspora DSM 70294 is the source of this 1632-nucleotide messenger RNA. RefSeq names its product Vps64p (gene VPS64). The record is from RefSeq and is a predicted model, not a curated record. The coding region runs from base 1 to 1632 and encodes 543 amino acids. The transcript has a single exon. Gene Ontology annotation, cellular component: cytoplasm. Lineage: Eukaryota; Fungi; Ascomycota; Saccharomycetes; Saccharomycetales; Saccharomycetaceae. Gene Ontology annotation, molecular function: protein binding.
AUGGCUGAGGUUGCUGAGAAGAACUGGCGAAGACCGCCAUACCAGAAUGGGGUUCUUCCUUCUGUGCCUGUUGGAGCCACUGACUCGGUUAAGGCUGAAGAGUCGUCACCUGUUCAGCCUGUGAGAAGGAGGACUAGAUCUAAUUCGAGGAGUGCAGGAUCAACUUCUACAGAGCCUGUGGAAUCGUUUUCUCCAGAGUCCAUUAAGGACUCUUCAGAGGCAAUUAAGGAACAGUUGCGCCCUUUAACAUCACAUAAAUCGAGGGACAAGUAUACUCACAUUUUGAUUUUGAAAUCUUUGAAUGGGACUUUUGAAACCAAGUUUCUUGUGAUUCCUUUCAAACCUGAUGUUUUGAAGCUGGGGAGACCUGUGGUUAAUAGUACAAACAACAAGGCUCCAGAAUAUUCAGGGAACUAUCAACAGCCUAAUGCUCCUCAGGUUAGAUCUGACAAUGGUAACUUUAAUUCAAGAGUGCUAUCACGGAACCAUGCAGCAUUAUGCUGCGAUGGCUCAAAUGGGAAGAUUUAUAUACAUGAUUUAAAGUCAAGUAACGGUACAUUCAUCAAUGGUACAAGAAUUGGCCAGUCGGAUGUAGAGUUAAAAGUUGGCGAUGUAAUAGAUUUAGGGACAGAUAUAGACUCAAAAUUAGAACAUAGAAGAAUCAGCGCUUUGGUUGAAGAUAUAUCCGUAAUUCCAUUAAUUAAUGAAACCGUUGACUUGUUGGGCAACCAUACCUUAUUUAAGAGCAGCGGGCCUGAUCAAAACAACAAUUUAAAUAACGGAAGUAACAGCAGUAGCAUUAAUAAUUCCAUGGAUGAAAGUUCCUCUUCAUUCUACAAGAGACAAAACAAUUUAUUUGGAGGGAAGGAUAAGAAUUCUUCCUCCGUUCCAACUUUAUCAGCACAGAGAGCUGCUUUUGAAGCUGCUAUGUUUGGUGACGUUAACAAUGUAGAUUUAGAGGACAAUAUACUUGGUUCUGAGACAGAAAUUUUAAGUGGUAUAUUCAUGAAUAAUUCAUUGGGGACAAGUCCAAAUUUAAUAAACGUGAUGAAAAUGUUAGCAAGUGAAAUUGCCCUCGAGAGAGGGGAAAAUGAGAAGUUAAAGUCGAUGGAAAAUUUUUUGGUCAACUAUACAGCAAAUUUAGGUGAUAUUGAUAGAAAGCUUUCAGACAAAAAUGAUAAACAAUUGCAUACUUUACAGACUGCUCUCCUUAGAAGGUUAACUGAUAAGAAUAAUAAAGUAAUUAAUGAACAAAAACAUCUACUAGAGCAAAUGGAAAACGACAAUGUUAAAAUGGCAAGAUCUUUAUCUAAGAAGGAGAAAGAACAGGAAGACAAAGUACAGAAGCUUGACUCAGAAUUGCAGAAUCUGAAACAAAAGUUAUAUGAGGAGAGAAGUCAAAAUGAGUCGUAUAGAAGAAAAAUCCUCACUCGUGAUAAAGACUAUAAAUCAUCAAGUUAUUCUGACGUAAAAUCAUCUUCUAAAGACAAUAACAGGAGAGCAAGGUAUGGCGCUUCAAAUACUAGUAAUGACAGUUGGAACUGGAAAACAAAUUCCAUGCUAAUAGCUAGUGCAGUAUUUGUGGGACUAGUUGCAUAUGCAUUGAAUUUAUCAACACAAUCUAUACAAUAA